GUAACUGACGAGCGUGGAUUUGUUUCCCCGCGUACUCCUAUCUCACUUGCAGUCGCUUCGUGCAUCUUCACAGCUGUAAAAUAUGCGGCAAUUAAAGGGCAAAACGAAAGAGACGAAUAAACAGAAGAAAGAAAGGAAAAAGGAGUUCCUUGAGAACAAGCAGAGAGUGUUCACGGUUGUGUUGCCCACUAUGGCUGCAAUAUUUGUGAUAAUAGCGGCAUAUAUCUACUUUAAAACCCCUAAAGGGACCCAACAUGUAACAUGUGGCUCUAUACUAAAGUUAAUGAAUGUAGACUAUAAUGUAAGAUUACACUCUCACGAAGUAAAGUAUGGUAGUGGUAGUGGACAACAAUCCGUAACAGGUACCAAUGCCAAAGAAGAUGGUAAUUCCUACUGGCUUAUUAAAGCAGAAUCAGGAAAGCAAUGCAUGCGAGGGAGACCGAUUAGAUGCGGAGAUAUUAUCAGAUUGGAACAUGUCGUGACAAAAAAGAAUCUUCACUCGCAUCUUGUUAGCUCACCCCUGACUGGAAAACAGGAGGUUUCCGCCUAUGGAGAUCACAAAGGAGAAGGUGACACUGGUGAUAAUUGGAUGUUAAUAUGCUACAAUGAUUUUUGGGAAAGAGAUGAUACAAUUAUGUUGAAGCACAUUGAUACAGACAAGUACUUGGCUGUUAGUGGCAGAACUUAUGGUACUCCAAUUAGUGGCCAGACUGAAGUAGUAGGUGAAUAUUCUUCAAACAGUCCUCAUACACAAUGGUCAGUGAUGGAAGGAUUGUUUAUUCAUCCGAAUGAUUUCAAAGCACAGCAUUAUCCACAUACAGAAUUAUAAAACAAUUAUUAUAACGGUAAUUUAAUUUGGUAUAUAAGACAUGUAUAUAUGUGUUG
Cyphomyrmex costatus is the source of this 885-nucleotide messenger RNA. RefSeq names its product stromal cell-derived factor 2. The record is from RefSeq and is a predicted model, not a curated record. Bases 83 to 829 code for a protein of 248 amino acids. NCBI's taxonomy places the organism in Eukaryota, Metazoa, Arthropoda, Insecta, Hymenoptera, Formicidae. The transcript is spliced from 5 exons.